Molecule: messenger RNA, 657 nt
Organism: Trichoplax adhaerens
Lineage: Eukaryota; Metazoa; Placozoa; Uniplacotomia; Trichoplacea; Trichoplacidae
Exons: 4
Coding region: 1-657 (218 amino acids)
Source: RefSeq, a predicted model, not a curated record
AUGAAGAGCGUUGAUCGACUGACAUGGAGUGAUUAUGCUGGUGUUGUGUAUGUUGAUGAUGAUUAUCUUUAUGUUUGGGAUAUUAAGGAACAUAAUGAAUGUAGCUUGAAAUAUUACAAGUUUGGGGAUGGUGAACAUCACACGCAAUUACUGCAAAAUAUUGACUACCAAUGGGAGGAAGGAUUAAUGUGUAAAAUAAUGAUGAAUUAUAACCCUCAUAAGAUUGAAAAUUCGCCUCUUCGGAUGAAGAAAAAAGAAUUAGUUGAUGUAUGGGGAGAGAAAGAUGCCGAAAUGAUUGAUAAAGCAAGGGGCAGGGAUCUUUUGCUACUACUGGAAAAUGGAGACCAUAUAGCAAUACUCAACCAACAAGAAAGAGGAAAUUUACGCAUGAAAAGAUACAAAGACAAUAUCAAAUACUUCAAGCCUCUCACACAAUUCUUCAACCAUGAAAAUCUAUGGUCGGACAAGCAGUUAAUCCUAUAUGAAAAAUACUCUAGUUUGAAUAUUUAUAACCCCCAAACACUACAGCUACAAAUCACUCUACCAUUCCCUCACUUCCGGAUAUGGGACAUGCAAUGGAAUCUUCAACACUCUCAACUCAUCAUCAGGAGUAGAAAGCAUGAUUACUGCUUAGUAACCCACGUGAAAAAGACAUGA